CAAAGGGCUAUUACGGUAUUUCCUACUCGAUUGAUCCACGUCAAUAUCAUAAAUUGAAAAAUUUAUUCCUUUUUUUCUCUCUCUCUUCCUCUCAGGUCCUGUCAAACCUAAUUAGGGCACCGCUUAUCUACGCCCCCAUCCUAUCAAUCCUCGCAAACAAAUCUAGGGUCCGACGAUGAUGCAGCCGGCAACCACCAUGGUCCCUCCUCCAAUGCUCCCACAUCAGUACCAGCAACAGCCACCGCAGCAGCCAUCUCAACCAUGGAUGGCGCAGCAGCCUCAGCAACUCCCAUACCAGGUCCAUCCUUCUCAACCGCCGCCCGCAGCCGGUUAUUACUACCAACAGCCGCAGGCUCCGGCAGGCGCCGUCCCGCAGCAGCAGUACGUUGCCGGGCCAGCGGCUCAGGCUCAGCCGAUAGCGGAUGAUGGGAUCCGGAGCCUGUGGAUUGGAGAUCUGCAGUACUGGAUGGAUGAGCAGUACUUAUACAGCUGUUUUGGAACCACCGGGGAGGUGGUGGCAGUUAAAGUUAUCCGCAACAAGCAAACACUCCAGUCAGAAGGUUAUGGAUUCAUUGAGUUUGUUAGCCAUGCUGCUGCGGAGAGGAACCUGCAGACAUACAAUGGCAGCUUAAUGCCAAGUGUCGAACAGACCUUCAGAUUGAACUGGGCAUCCAUGGGAGCUGGGGAAAAGCGUGAUGAUGCUUCUGACUACACCAUAUUUGUUGGAGACCUGGCAGCUGAUGUUACUGAUUACAUGCUUCAGGAAACUUUCAGAGCCAAUUAUCCUUCAGUGAAGGGUGCCAAAGUUGUCACAGAUAGAAUAACAGGACGUACAAAGGGCUAUGGGUUUGUUAGGUUUGGUGAUGAAAGUGAACAAUUGCGUGCCAUGACAGAGAUGAAUGGGAGGUUGUGCUCCACUAGGCCUAUGCGAAUUGGUCCAGCUGCAAACAAACAAAAAGUGGGUGGUCAGACUCAGACCAAAGCUUCUUUAGUCAGUGUUUUGAGUUUCUUUGUUGCUUUUGCAAAUGGUGGCUGGCGACAGAGUGAACCUUAUUCUCCUCAUACCAAACUUCACAGGGAACUCCAAAUAUUUGUUGGGAAUCUGGACCCCAAUAUCACAGAUGACCAUCUGAGACAGGUGUUUGGCCAACAUGGACAGUUACUCCAUGUAAAGAUACCUAUGGGCAAACGAUGCGGUUUUGUUCAAUUUGCUGACAGAAGCUGUGCUGAGGAAGCUCUACGGGUGUUAAAUGGAACCCAAUUGGGAGGUCAGAGCAUUCGACUCUCGUGGGGCCGUAGCCCUUCAAACAAACAGGUUGACCCUAACCAGUAUAGUAGUGGAUAUUACGGGUGUGCCCCCAGUUAUGAAACCUAUGGAUAUGCUCCGCUACCACAGGAUCCAAAUAUGUACUAUGCAAACUAUACUGGAUAUGGAAGCUACUCACAACCACCACAACAGCAGCAGCAGAUGCAACAACCUCAGGCUCUGGAUAGUUGGGCGAUAACUGGAAGGCGAUUCCCCUUGAAGUGCUCCAAAGGUGUUGAACGGCGAGAACUAUUAUUGUCUUCUUGCUCUUGCAGUCGAGAUACUAUAUCCAUUUCGUGCUUCUCGAUUUACAGCCAUACCAGACGACGACGUUUUGGAGCUCAGACUAAUGAUGUAGAUGAUUUCAUCUCCGAUGGCGACUGA
Striga asiatica is the source of this 1690-nucleotide messenger RNA. NCBI's taxonomy places the organism in Eukaryota, Viridiplantae, Streptophyta, Magnoliopsida, Lamiales, Orobanchaceae. The record is from the annotation of a GenBank genome assembly.